Messenger RNA from Oxyura jamaicensis (ruddy duck), 610 nucleotides. RefSeq names its product SEC61 translocon subunit beta (gene SEC61B). Lineage: Eukaryota; Metazoa; Chordata; Aves; Anseriformes; Anatidae. Gene Ontology annotation, biological process: intracellular protein transport. The transcript is spliced from 4 exons. Gene Ontology annotation, cellular component: Sec61 translocon complex. The record is from RefSeq and is a predicted model, not a curated record. Bases 84 to 374 code for a protein of 96 amino acids.
CGUCGGCGGGCGGGGCCGGCGGGCGGCGGCGGCGCGCACAGCGGCGGGGCCGCGCACAGCGCCUGAGGAGCGCCGCCGCCAUCAUGCCCGGGCCCAGUCCCAGCGCCACCAACGUGGGCACCUCCGGCCGCUCGCCCAGCAAAGCCGUGGCCCCCCGCGCCGCCGGCUCCACCGUCAGGCAGAGGAAGAAUGCCAGCUGCGGGACCAGGAGCGCAGGCCGUGCCACGUCCACGGGGACCGGCGGGAUGUGGCGCUUCUACACCGAGGACUCGCCCGGCCUCAAAGUUGGGCCUGUUCCAGUUUUGGUCAUGAGUCUUCUUUUUAUUGCUUCUGUAUUUAUGCUGCACAUCUGGGGUAAAUAUACUCGUUCAUAGACUCAGCUGCCAACUUAAAGCAUACAUCUUGGACCAAAAAUAUGGUGGAUCCUGGUUGUUUUUGGAGAGAAAAUGGGGAAGCUUCCUGUCAUCUGUUGAAGUCCUUUCAACUUUGUCUCUAAUACAGAAUGAACUCAAUUUUCUAUGUGGUCAGAUGUUAAGGUCUGUCAUGGGUCAUUGUAUCCGUACACUUAGAAAACAGGUAUUAAAAUAAAAUUUGUAUAUGGAAAUGGAAA